This is a messenger RNA of Hypomesus transpacificus, 1880 nucleotides long. RefSeq names its product chromobox homolog 8b (gene cbx8b). The transcript is spliced from 5 exons. The coding region runs from base 101 to 1186 and encodes 361 amino acids. NCBI's taxonomy places the organism in Eukaryota, Metazoa, Chordata, Actinopteri, Osmeriformes, Osmeridae. The record is from RefSeq and is a predicted model, not a curated record.
GCAAGAUUAUUAUGGUCUGUCUGGAAUUCACUCUGCGAGAGUGAGGAGAAAAAUAUCUUCCAGCUAACGUUCACCGAGCUAACGGAAGAUUGAAGUAAACAUGGAGCUGUCUGCUGUUGGAGAGAGGGUAUUUGCUGCCGAAUCUAUCAUCAAACGACGAAUUAGGCGGGGUCGAAUGGAAUACCUCGUGAAAUGGAAGGGCUGGUCGCCGAAGUAUAGCACUUGGGAACCGGAGGAAAACAUCUUGGACUCCCGCCUCUUCGUCGCUUUUGAGGAGAGGGAGCGAGAGAGAGAACUGUUCGGUCCCAAAAAGAGAGGACCUAAACCGAAGACAUUCUUGCUUAAGGCACAGGCUAAAGCUAAGGCCAAAUCAUACGAGUUCCGAAGCGAAGCUGUCCGAGGGAUGCGUGUUACCUACCCGAGCCCAGAGCCAGUGGUCACCCCCAGGGCCCGGGAGGGCCUGAGGACUGUGGUCCCCACCAUCUUCCCUCCCAGCACUGUCAACAGGGGGGAGAGCGUCCGGGUUCGACCACCAGAACUGGUUCGUGAGCACCGGCCACCCGUUCCCCAGAGAACCGGCCCGAACGGCCUCGUCUACGUUCCCAAGAAGAGAGGGCCUAAACCCAAGCUUCGCUUCAAGGAAGCCCCCACUGUUCCGUCUACCUUCGACCAUCAGAAGAGGAAGGGAGAGGAAGACGGGGGCUACGGCCCCCACAAAUUGGCUAAGCUGGGUCUUUCCAGGGGAGAGGAGAGGGGCUCUGAGAUGCGGAUGAUUAAAUUAGCCCACAGACACUCGGAGGACCUGAAAUACUCCCACAAGAUCCGAUCGGUCCCCAGCAGUAGCACACACCAGCACUAUGGCCAAGGGAGGAGCGUGCACUCACACAGAACAGGCUCAGCGUUGCAAGGAUGCAGGACUAAGGAGUUCUACCUGUCUCCUCCACACUUCAAGCACCUGUCCAAAACGGGUCAGUACCAACCCAGUGAGGUCCCCUCCAGGGAAGUGGCCUUCCUUGACGACAAAACUCCUCUGGUCCGAACCGUUGGUGAACAAAACAGCGAUUUGUGGAGGCCCAGUUUAAGCAACGCGGAGAAGGUUUUAGUCACGGACGUGACGACCAACUUUUUGACAGUGACUAUUAAAGAGAGCAGCACCGAUCAAGGGUUUUUCAAAAGCAAAAGAUGAUUUUGUAAACUUUACCAACUGUUCUUAACAAACAUACGUGUAAUUUAUAACAAUUUGUAUGUAAUGUAUAAAAAUAAAUUACAUUAUAUAAUGUACAUAUUUAUGUAUAUAUGAAAUAGUUGGACAUAUAUUUAAUGUUAUGACCAAAUUAAAUUCCAUGAAGUUAUUCAAUAUCGUGUCUAGAAGAGUUGCUGGCCUAAUUUGCUGCGAAGUCCUUUGUACAGAGUUAGGCUUAUGUCUGCUUUAGCGAGUGUUUAACUGUAACAAAUGUCAGACAUAAUAUUUUAUUUUUGUCAAACUAACAGAAAUGUUUAGGGUAGAAUCUAAACAUUGUACAUGGGUUUAACAAAUUAGGGUACAUAAAACAAUUCCACCAGGGCAUCAAUUUGAAUAAUUAAUGCAAUGAAUAGACCACUCAUUUGAUGACUUUUGAGACGCAGCCUUAACAUGAAUUGGGAAUUUAAUAAUGCACUUUUAAUUUGUUUUUCAGAAGAAGGUCGUAUGAUAUGGUUGUUGUUGUCAAUUUGUGUUGCUAGCUAUACGCAAUAGGGAAACGCACCUUUCCGAUAUUAAUCAUGCUGGUUUUACCCAAGAAUGUAUCACCUUUUCCUAUACAUUUAGACCUUUUUGACAUUCUGUAACUGAAUAAUCACAACUGUCCGUAUAUUAUUUUAAGUAAAUGGAUGGGCAUUCA